GUGCUCUGUGCUACUAUUUAAUUCAUACAUAGAUUCAUUCACCAGUUUCUACAACCUCUCUCCCUUUUCAACCAUGGCUGUCGAUUAACCGGAGAAACAACCACACCACAACACACAGAUAUAUAUAUAUAUAUAGAGAGAGAGUAGAUCAUUCAUUUGAUUUGAAGGGUGGGUGCUUCCAAGCAUUCAUGGUACUAUCACUUCCACUAAACCAUUACAUGAAAAACAUCUUUUCCUCUCUUUAUAUCCCAAAAUGGCAACUUUACAACCAACCCAUCUCGAUUUGGAAGCUCAAGACCACUCCCGCCGUCAUUCCACCGCGGCCAGCGGCGGCGACGGUGGUUCUGAUGUCAGCAUUGAGAUUGUAGGGGUGGUGGUGGUAUCUUCUUCUUCAUCUGAUGAGGAGGAGGAGGAGGAGGAGAAAGGGAGGGAAUCCACGGUGUCAGAUUUCUCGGUGGUGGAUCUGGAAAGUGGUGGUGAUGGGGCCCACAAUGAUAAGGUACAUUUGUCAAAGAUUGAAAGGGAUUGUAGGAUUUGUCAUUUGAGUAUUGAUUUAACCAAUCAAGAUUCUGAGAAUGGGAUUCCUAUUGAGUUGGGUUGUUCUUGUAAAGAUGAUUUAGCUGCUGCUCAUAAACAUUGUGCUGAAGCUUGGUUCAAGAUUAAGGGUAAUAAAACAUGUGAGAUAUGUGGAUCAAUUGCACAUAACGUUGCUGGUGCAAACGAGGCUGAACUAAUGGAACAGUGGAACGAAGCUAAUGACGCCAUGUCAUCGGGUACCGCGCCUGGGGGGACCACAAACGCCACAUCAGAUAACCGUAACUUCUGGCAAGGCCAUCGGUUCCUCAACUUCUUGCUAGCUUGUAUGGUUUUCGCCUUUGUCAUUUCGUGGCUGUUUCAUUUCAACGUCCCAUCGUAGACGCAUGCGGAUUUAUUUAAGGAAAAAACAUUCAAUGAGCUAGUGUUUGGAUCUUUCUUUGUAGCAUGAAGAAAUCAAAUGAAUCUUUCUUGUUGUUAAUCAUUGAUGGUGAUGCACUCAGUAGAGUGUGACUUUAAGAUGUGUAUGAAAUGUUGUUUCUUAUAUAUUUCUGUCUCAUUCCUUCUA
This is a messenger RNA of Helianthus annuus (common sunflower), 1102 nucleotides long. RefSeq lists its product as uncharacterized. The transcript has 2 exons. The record is from RefSeq and is a predicted model, not a curated record. Bases 254 to 916 code for a protein of 220 amino acids. Gene Ontology annotation, molecular function: zinc ion binding. NCBI's taxonomy places the organism in Eukaryota, Viridiplantae, Streptophyta, Magnoliopsida, Asterales, Asteraceae.